Messenger RNA from Pseudovirgaria hyperparasitica, 1967 nucleotides. Its product is annotated as alcohol oxidase p68. The transcript is spliced from 6 exons. Lineage: Eukaryota; Fungi; Ascomycota; Dothideomycetes; Acrospermales; Acrospermaceae. Gene Ontology annotation, molecular function: flavin adenine dinucleotide binding; oxidoreductase activity, acting on CH-OH group of donors. The coding region runs from base 15 to 1838 and encodes 607 amino acids. The record is from RefSeq and is a predicted model, not a curated record.
UCUUCCCGCGUAACAUGAAGCUGGAUAGCAAAACGGCAUCGUUCUACUACUCCCGCCCGUCGGAGUGGCUCAAUGGUCGUCGUGCCAUCGUACCAGCUGCCCAUAUUUUGGGAGGAGGCUCCAGCAUCAAUUUCAUGAUGUACACCAGAGCAUCCGCUUCGGACUACGACGACUUCCAGGCGAAGGGCUGGACCACCAAAGAGCUGCUACCUCUCAUGAAGAAGCAUGAAACAUAUCAACGUGCAUCGCAGAAUCGUGACAUCCACGGUUUCGACGGCCCCAUUAAGGUCUCCUUCGGCAAUUAUACCUAUCCAAUCAUGCAGGACUUCUUGCGCGCCUCGGAAUCUCAAGGCAUUCCCGUAACCGAUGACCUUCAAGAUCUUGUCACUGGCCAUGGUGCCGAGCAUUGGUUGAAAUGGAUCAAUAGGGACACUGGUCGAAGGUCAGACUCCGCCCAUGCAUAUAUCCACAGCACGCGUUCGGUCUAUGAAAACUUGCACCUUGCGUGCAACACCAAGGUUGAGAAGGUCAUUCUCGAAGGCAAUCGCGCUGUCGCUGUACAGACAGUGCCCACAAAGCCACUCCAUCCCCAGGAGAACAAGACAAAGGUGUACAGAGCCCGGAAGCAGAUAAUUGUCAGUGGCGGAACUCUAAGCUCCCCAUUGAUCCUUCAGCGAUCUGGAAUCGGUGACCCGGAGAAGCUCCGCAGAGCUGGUGUCAAACCACUUGUUGACCUGCCAGGCGUCGGCCUCAAUUUCCAGGAUCACUACCUCACCUUUGCACCCUACAGAGCUAAGCCACACAUCGAGUCGGCAGAUGAUUUCCUUCGUGGGGAUCCAGAAGUCCAGAAGCGGGUCUUCGACCAGUGGAACAUUAAUGGAACAGGACCUUUGGCGACCAAUGGCAUCGAAGCCGGUGUAAAGAUUCGUCCUACUGAAGAGGAAUUGAAAACGAUGGACAAAUGGCCAUGCAGUGAGUUCAGCAAGGCGGGAUGGGAUUACUUCAAAGACAAACCGGACAAGCCGGUCAUGCAUUACAGUGUUAUAGCCUCAUUCUUUGGCGACCACAUGACGAUCCCACCAGGCAAGUACUUCACCAUGUUCCACUUCCUCGAGUAUCCGUUCUCUCGUGGAUCCACUCAUAUUCAAUCGCCGAAUCCGUACGAAACGCCGGACUUUGACGCUGGAUUCAUGAAUGACGCACGUGAUAUGGCGCCAAUGGUUUGGGGAUACAUCAAGUCUCGUGAGACAGCGAGGCGCAUGGACGCGUACGCCGGUGAGGUGACCAGCCAUCAUCCUAUCUUCCGAUACGAUUCAAAGGCGCGUGCGAUGGAUAUGGACGUCGCAACCACAAAUGCCUACGCCGGUCCGAACCAUAUCACGGCGAACAUCCAGCAUGGUUCCUGGACGGAAAGAGUCGAAGCAGGAAAGACACCCGACAAGGCCUUCCUCAACUCUAAUCAGCAAGAAGUACAGUAUGAUCUCGACUAUACGAACGAGGACAUUCGUGCGAUCGAAGAAUGGGUCAAGCACCACGUCGAGACAACCUGGCACAGCUUGGGCACGUGCUCUAUGGCCCCGAAGAAUGGCAAUUCGAUUGUCAAGCAUGGUGUGCUUGAUGAGAGAUUGAAUGUUCAUGGCGUGAAGGGCCUUAAGGUCGCCGAUUUGUCAAUCUGCCCGGACAAUGUUGGCUGUAACACGUAUUCGACGGCAUUGCUGAUUGGAGAGAAGUGUGCCAUGCUGACCGCUGAAGAUCUCGGAUACUCUGGGAGUGCUCUGGAUAUGAGAGUACCUAACUACCACGCUCCAAGAGAGAUCGCGGGUCUGUCCAGGCUAUAGUUUUCUUUCGCCAUUUAACGCGAGAUGACCGCAGGGCUCAUUAUAAUGUUAAUGGAGCUAUGUAUUGACAGAGGGUUGGAUUACUGAGUGAUUAUAGCUGUACUUAAUUGACAAUGAAAUGAUGAUCAA